Tachysurus fulvidraco (yellow catfish) is the source of this 1592-nucleotide messenger RNA. It is a transcript of the gene hcar2, whose product is annotated as proteinase-activated receptor 3. The record is from RefSeq and is a predicted model, not a curated record. Gene Ontology annotation, biological process: positive regulation of Rho protein signal transduction; phospholipase C-activating G protein-coupled receptor signaling pathway. NCBI's taxonomy places the organism in Eukaryota, Metazoa, Chordata, Actinopteri, Siluriformes, Bagridae. Gene Ontology annotation, molecular function: G protein-coupled receptor activity. The transcript has a single exon. Bases 179 to 1108 code for a protein of 309 amino acids. Gene Ontology annotation, cellular component: membrane.
AGAAAGCACUUUAAAUUUAAUGUAUACUCAACAUUUUCUGAUAGGGGAUUCUUAAUGCUGCACAAACCAAAUGCAAUAAUAUUGUCUACUCUUUUAUAAUACACAUGUAUAUCUUUAUUUCAGUUUUCUUGUUUCAGUUUUUAAGUUUCUUGCUCAGAUCAGCACCAGUUUGUGAGUGAUGGAAAUGCAUAACAACACUAAUAACUCCAUGUUCCUUACUGGAAAUGUGUCCGUGCCUGCAAAGACAGUGUACGAGACGUGCAGCCACAUGCCCGAGAUCAUCCUCUUCUACCUGGGCAUGCAGAUUAUUAAUAUGUUUAUGGGCAUCCCGACCAACAUCAUGGUCCUGUGGAUGAUCCGCCGCAACCGGAGCGACUCGUCCACGUCGGACAUCUUCAUCUGGCAUCUGGCUAUGCUGGACACGUUCUUCUGCCUCAUUCCACCGCUGGAACUGGCCAACCUGCUGUACCUGACCACCAGCAGCACCUGGUACGUGCUGCGCUUCUUCUACGGCAUCAAGGAUUCGUCACCGCUUUUCCUGGCGUGCAUCUGCAUGGAUCGCUACAUGGCCGUGCGCCAUCCCAUCAUCUUCUCGAACCUGAAAGACCGAAGCCAUCGUCCCGUGUGUGCCGGCGUCGUGUGGUUCAUCACACUGGUGUAUGCAGUGCUCAAGUGCCUGGGAAGCAUCCCCAAUUUCGAUAAAGUGUUCACGAUCAUGAUCCUGGCCACCUUUGUGUUCAUGCUUUUCUGCAACAUCUCCAUCCUGUUGGCACUGGGCCAAUCCGGUCCGGGAAGAGACGACAUGCAUCCGGUCAAAAAAAGAGCCUUUAAGAUGGUGCUCAUAAUUUUAGCCAUCAUAGUUUUUAAUUACUUCCCUCCUGUAGCUCUCUUCCCAUUUAAGUCCUAUUUCUCUGCUGAUGUGUUUAAUUGUUAUAUCCAUUACAUAGCUUUCGGGUUCAUGGACAUCAGCAGCAGCAUUCAGCCCGUCCUCUACCUGUCCAAUAAGAAACCGCAAUGUCCAUCCUGGUGCUGUGAGUGCUGCAGCACUAAAGAUACCGAGACUGGAAAAACAACCGAGUCGUCCACGGUAUGCACUACGGUCGGAUAGACGGUCAUUGAGUGGGAAAAAACAACACAUUUCAAAACUUUUUUUUUGUUAUAUUUGAAAACUCACAUUUUGCCAAAUUACAUAUACUUUGAAAUUGAAGUAAAUAUUAUUUGGCUAAAUGUGAAAAAUAAUUAACAUAAUGUAAAGAGAUAAAUCCUAAAAUUCACAAAUACAGAGGAAAAUUUAUUUAUGUAAUAAAACACAGGAAAAAAUGAAUCAUGUCGGGAAAAUUCACAUUGGAAAAAUUAAUCGCGGAAGAAUUCAGACAAAAAAAAAUUAUGUAAAUGAACAAUCAUGUAACAAAAAAAAAGUGAGACGUGAAAGUAAAUAAUCGUGUAUAAAUCACAAGAAAAUAGAAAAACGGGUGCUGAAAGUAAAUACAAAUACGUUUUAAAAUUCAGGUGAAAUUAAAUAAACUGACUAUCAAUCGCAUGUGAAAAACAUCUCUUCUGUAAAAGGGACUUUUAGAUAAAAUGCUGGAUAU